Messenger RNA from Sphaerulina musiva SO2202, 867 nucleotides. RefSeq lists its product as uncharacterized. The coding region runs from base 1 to 867 and encodes 288 amino acids. The transcript has 5 exons. The record is from RefSeq and is a predicted model, not a curated record. NCBI's taxonomy places the organism in Eukaryota, Fungi, Ascomycota, Dothideomycetes, Mycosphaerellales, Mycosphaerellaceae.
AUGAGACGGGGCCAGUCAAAACUCGCGGGAUUCGAGUUGCAGGUUAGGUACUUGUCCGACUUGCGCGUUGCCGGUCUGGUGAUAUCCCCUACCUCCUACCUCUUACCUCCUACCUCCUACAUCCUACCUCCGACCUCCGACCUCCGUCACAGAAGAGGCGAGGCGAGACGAGGUAUACAAUAUGGACAAAAUGAACAUAAUAAUAAUAAUAAUCAUAAUGAACCCCACUCGCCUCCACUGCGACCAUGGACUGACAUUCCUCUGUGCCGUGGAUGGAUGGACGUUGCCCGUUGCAGGUUCAAGCGCGCUUUCUCCCGUGCACCGACCGAGCUGGAGCCAGCGAAACUCACUAAACUUCCUCUCCCCUUGUCCUUGGGAGACGCUUUCGCUCAUUUGUUUCUUCGCUCUCUCGCGCUCACUCACUUUCUCACUACUCUUCCAUCUCCGACUUCACCCAUCUCUCAUCCUCCUCCUCCUCCGCCUCCGACCUCCCUCUCGCCCGCCCUCCCUCCCAACCCUCCACAUCACACUGCCGGCCACAGUGUGCGUGUGUGUGUCCUCGCCUCGACAAUCCCCUCUUCUCUCGUCUGUCCAGCAGUGUGUCUGUUCGUCGGCACGCCCACUUCUGCGACCGCUGUUGCGCUGCGACUCCGCCACGUCGACGCCCUCACGCCAGCGUUACGAGCGCACACGACCACUACACGCAUCUCAGUCUCUGCCGUCGCUGCUGGACUGAGAUUACUGUGGACACGUCAGAUCGGAUACGGCUCGGCUCUGAACUCGCGCAUUCCAUCGACCGGCUUCCGCGAUUGCUUCACUGCGCCCAUUCACCUACGCUUCACUCUUUCACCACGACAACAGGACUGA